GUCUUGACUGAGGAUCCAACUCUCAGCCCUCCAGCUGGACCCUGCUGCUGCUCUGCUCACUGUGGGCUUUAAACCAGGACACAAACACACCUGACGGCUGAGCUCUCUCCCUCCUUCUGAUAAAACCAUGAGGGUCUUCCUCCUGCUUUGCCUGCUGGCGCUAGGCAACGCCAAACCCUACCAGUCAAUCAAUGUCAUGGACUUCAUGAGAAACUAUGACAUCAUGAUGGCCGACUCGAGCCAUGAGGACGAGGACGAGGACAAUGACGUCGAUGACGACGAUGACGAUUAUGACGACAACUGUCCGGCCGGCUGCCAAUGCUCACCCCGAGUGGUGCAGUGCUCCGACAAGGGUGAGAUCUCUGUUCCCGAGAAGAUUCCCGAAGACACUGUGAUACUAGACCUCCAAAACAAUGACAUCACCGAGAUCAAGGAGAACGACUUCAAAGGCCUCCACAAGCUUUAUGGCCUGUUUCUGAUCAACAACAAGAUCUCCAAGAUUCACCCCAAGGCCUUCAGAAACAUGGACCAUCUCCGACUGCUGUACCUCUCCUACAACCUGCUCACCGAGAUCCCCGCAAACCUGCCUCCCAACGUCAUCGAGCUCCGCUUCCACGAAAACAAGAUCAGCAGGAUCCAGAAGGAUGCCUUUAAAGGCCUGAUGAAACUCCAUGUGCUGGAGCUGGGCGCCAACCCUCUGGCCAACAGUGGGAUUGGACUGGGAGCCUUUAACGGCUUGUCGACCCUGUACAUCGGUAUAUCAGAGGCCAAACUAACCGCCGUGCCAAAAGACCUCCCAACCUCCAUCACAGAGCUGAGCCUGGACUACAACAAGAUCGCUAAGGUGGAAAUUGAAGACUUCAUCAGAUAUAAAAACCUGCGGAGGCUAGGACUCGGUUUUAACCAGAUCAAGUAUGUAGAAAAUGGCAGCUUCGCCAGCAUCCCGAGCGUCCGUCAGAUCAACCUGGACAACAACCGUCUGAAAAAGGUCCCACCGAACCUCAACGCCCUGCGCUCCCUCCAGGUGAUUUAUCUCCACGGCAACAAAAUCAGCAGCGUGGGAGUCAACGACUUCUGUCCCGUCCCGCCCAGCGGGAAGAAGAACCUGUACACGGGCAUCAGCCUGUUCGCCAAUCCUGUGAAGUACUGGGACAUCCAGCCGGCCACCUUUCGCUGCGUGACCGGGCGGAGAGGCGUUCAGCUGGGGAACUUCAGGAAGUAGGGGGAGGAAGCCGGUGAUCCUCGUAAAGGUGCAGGGGAGGAGUUGAAAAAUAAUUCUGAUUAGAUAGAACAAGGUGAAACUGGAUUUCAGGAAAUGAGAGAAAUGACAUUAUAUUGUUGUGUAUUAGAAAGCGUAGCACGUGUCGUUGAAUGCAGGAACAAUUUACACAAAACGGUUCCCCAGCAAGGAAAAAGACUAAUGUUGGAUGUUGGUUUACAUGAGGAGGACAUAAUAACAUGAACAUCUGUAGAUCAUAAUGAAGUGUCCUGCUUGCAUUCUGUGAGGUCGUCCUCAGCUUUCGCUUUUGUGUAAACUUUCCCAUGAAUAAAGCGCCGCCUGCUGGUCACUUUUUUUUUUAAAGCAAAACCACCAAAUGACCUGAUUUGAGUAAAAUGACAUGCUGAUGCCUUUCUUUCCACGUUUAAGUUGUCUUCUAAACAACAACAACAACAAACAAAAUACUUUUUUUAAAUCACAUACUAUAUUUGCCUUUUUUGUCAAAGUUGAGACACAGUAAUCAUUAAAAAAGAGUCACUAUAUGGCCAACGUUGUAACUUUUUAAACACGUUUCCCUUCCAGCAGAAGUCUGUACAGUCAAUGAAUUAUGGUCCCUUUGAAGCCCCAUGUGUGUCUUUAUGUGGUUAUAUAUUAUCUCCCUGUCUGUAUUGUCUUUAUUUAGUAAACUACAUGUCAGACUGGAUUAUACAUUGUCCUUGAUAUAAACUCAAAACAUGACUUUGUUUUAAUGAACUAUAGCAACUAAAUUUAACUAUUAAUAAUCAUAAGCAGGUAAUGAAAUGCCCAAUCUUGGACGUCUAAGAGCACCAGUGCGCUCUCCUCUGAAAUGGUGCUAUAUUUAUUGAGUUUGUCUUUAAAUAAACCUGGAACACCUGUACGUUGUUACUUUUUGUCAAAAUGAAAUUGGGUUUGAGUUAACGUUGGAUUUUGUUAUUUGAGCUAUUAUUGUCAUAUCUUGUGAUUUAAGGCUAUUUGAAUACAUUUGACUCAACAUGUGAGACAAA
Molecule: messenger RNA, 2244 nt
Organism: Cyclopterus lumpus (lumpfish)
Lineage: Eukaryota; Metazoa; Chordata; Actinopteri; Perciformes; Cyclopteridae
Gene: aspn
Product: asporin (LRR class 1)
Exons: 8
Coding region: 128-1222 (364 amino acids)
Molecular function (GO): protein binding
Source: RefSeq, a predicted model, not a curated record